AUGUCCGGUGCAAACACUUGGCUGCAGAGGCAGCGAAAGUCAGACCUCGUUGAGAUCGCUCAACAAUAUGGUCUAAAGAACUUCGAAUCCCUCAAGAAAUCCGAGCUCGAGCUCGCCCUCGACGAUUACCUGGGUGCGAACGAGCAAGUAUUCUCGCUCGAUCCCAAGCUCCACCCCUACUAUCAGAAUCGCUAUCAGAAGAGCAUGAGAAUUAUCUCUCCGGCCAAUGAUGACGUACAGGAGAGACCCAGGACUGUGAGACGACGAGCGACCAAGGCCGCGGACGAGAUGCCUCCUCCACCUAUCGACUCUGAUGAUGAGCCUUCCACUGCCGUCGCGCGUACUCCUGCGCGCACCCCUAGUCGCGCGCUCUCUCUCGCAAGUCGCAUCCCACUACCCGCUACACCUGCGGAUGUCGCAGAGGCUGUCGACCGCUCUACAAUCGCCGUAAAGGCACGCGUCGCGACCUUAUACAGGGAGUCCGGCAUUACUGAAGCAACCCAGGCGACGCGCGAGAGCUUGUCGACUGUGACUUCGGUGCUCUUCGCCAUUUCCGUAUUCGAGCUUUACUUCUUGCGCCCCGAGAUCUUGGCAGACCGUUACGCGUUUACUAUCCCGGCCGUAGCGUUCCUCGGAACUAAGGACUUCCCCGUUUUCGUCCCGGAUAUGUUUUUGUUGUUGACGUCUUCGUUCUGGUCGCCCGCGCUGCUCUGGGCCUUUACCAGCGCAAUCCUGCCUAGCAUCGCCGGCUACUUUAUCAACCUGUCUGUCAGCUCCCACCACGGUCGCGUCGGUCGUCGCUCUCACGCAUAUGACCCGGUUGUCGACCCGUUAUCUUUCAGCAUUACCAAGGCUCUGAUCUCAUACGUUGUUUACAACCAGGGCCUCACCUUUGGUGGCUGGAUAGACGAGACAUCCAUCGCGCGCAUCAACACCGCCAUAUACGGUGGCUACAAGGGUAUCUUAACCGGUACCGCCAUCACCGGCAUACUGAGCAUCUACGACGCCGUGCUCAAGAAAUAG
Annulohypoxylon maeteangense is the source of this 1023-nucleotide messenger RNA. RefSeq lists its product as uncharacterized. The record is from RefSeq and is a predicted model, not a curated record. Gene Ontology annotation, cellular component: membrane. NCBI's taxonomy places the organism in Eukaryota, Fungi, Ascomycota, Sordariomycetes, Xylariales, Hypoxylaceae. Bases 1 to 1023 code for a protein of 340 amino acids. The transcript has 3 exons.